AUGUCAUUGCCCGGCCAUCAAGGCCCCCACAUCCCGGCUGGUGGGGUGCCCGAGCCGGUUAGCCUCUUGGCCCUUCCCUUCAUGACCGACUUCAGGGCUGUUAUAUUCGAUAUUGGCGGCGUGGUGAUGGGCAGCCCGUUCGUCGCAAUUGCCGCCUACGAACGGAAACUGGGGCUUCCUAAAGACUAUCUCAAUUGCUCAAUCGUCGAAAGAGGGGCCGAUGGCGCUUGGCAACGGUUUGAAAGGGGCCAGCUGCCUUUGCUUCCGUUCUACGAGCAGUUCAGCCGUGACCUGAGUGACACCGUUAAUGGAAACAUUUGGUACAAGAGAUACUGCACGCGUAGAGGAAUAGAAUGCCCCGUCCUACCCAGCAGCCUAGCCGUGGAUGGCCGAGAACUGUUCGGAUCUAUGAUUCGGGAGUCGGGCUCUUACGACCCGCAUAUUCUCCGAGCUAUCCGCCGGAUUCGAGGUGGGACAUGCAUGCUACUCGAUGUUCUUGCAGCUCAGAAUGUUCUCGCAGCUGCUGGAAGACAUAGGAUAAUUGCGCUCACAAAUAACUUUGCUCGCACAUCGACAGAGAACCCCAUUCCCCAGUCGGAACUCGAAUUCCUUGGUUGGGACCGGGAAGGCGCUACCCCCAGCUCACUCCGAGGCCUGUUCGACGACUUCUGCGAUAGCAGCGAGCUGGGCGCUCGCAAGCCAGAACGUCGCUUCUAUCAAAUGGCAUUGGACCGUAAUGGCAUACGCCCGCAGCAGGCUGUGUUCUUGGACGAUAUCGGCAUAAAUCUCAAGGCAGCGAAGGACCUGGGAAUGGAGACCAUCCAUGUCCCCAUUGGGGGCACCUUAUCCGCGGCGCAACAAUUAGAAGCUAAGCUAGGCAUUGACCUCACGGGACGUCCAUUCGAAGAGGAAGCGACCAUGGCCAAGUUGUGA
Mycena citricolor is the source of this 933-nucleotide messenger RNA. The record is from the annotation of a GenBank genome assembly. NCBI's taxonomy places the organism in Eukaryota, Fungi, Basidiomycota, Agaricomycetes, Agaricales, Mycenaceae.